Messenger RNA from Daphnia pulicaria, 1717 nucleotides. RefSeq names its product UDP-glycosyltransferase UGT5-like. Gene Ontology annotation, molecular function: UDP-glycosyltransferase activity. The transcript is spliced from 4 exons. The record is from RefSeq and is a predicted model, not a curated record. The coding region runs from base 90 to 1646 and encodes 518 amino acids. NCBI's taxonomy places the organism in Eukaryota, Metazoa, Arthropoda, Branchiopoda, Diplostraca, Daphniidae.
AUUCAAAAGGAAACGGUACCGAAACCAGAGUAUAUAGUUGUCGUAAAAUUACAUAGUCAAGACCAUUAGAUCCUCAAGCAAGUCUCAAGAUGAAUGUCAAAGCAAUACUGUUCGCCGUUUUAGUUGCUAGCUUCGUCCAGUCCUGCAUUAGUGCGAGAAUCGUGGUUGUGUACGCCGCUUGUUCCAAAAGUCACAUGAUCGCUGUCAUGCCCGCCAUUGAGGAAUUAGCACAGAGGGGUCACCAAGUGACGGUCAUUUCUCCAUUCAAAGGCAUCGCCAAGAAAGUAAAAAACGGUCGCGAAAUAUUCCUGGCAGACAUCGCCAAAGGAAUGGACGAAGCUGAAAUCGACUGGUUCGCCAUGCAAAAAAAGGGAGCCACCCAAUUUUUGACCAUGUUGACGUACAUAAAAGAAAUUUCAUUAAAAGCUUGUGAUAGCAUUUUAAAUCUCCCGGAAUUUCGAGAGAUCGUGGAGAAGCGAGACGCUGAUUUGUUCAUUGUGGACGGAAUGUUUCACGAGUUCCUUUUUCCCAUUUUCGAUCAUGUCGGAGUGCCGUUCGUGACCCACAGUUCCUCUUCCGCUUUCCCCUCGACGUUGGUCGCAAUGGGCGCUCCGAUUGACUACGCUUCCGUUCCGUUACCUAUUUUAGAUGCUGACGAUCGAAUGACAUUUUCUCAGCGACUCAUGAACAUUAUCCCGAACGAGAUCAUGGGCGUGCUCAUAACUCAUUACAUCAAAAAAGAUCUAGAAGCCCUAGUCAAAUCUCAUUUCCCUGGUGUUCGGUCCAUCGCCGAAUUGGAGGGAGAAGCCAGCAUUUGCAUAAUCAACAGUCAUCCGAUGACUAGUUGGCCGCGAUCCUUGCCGCCGACGAUGGUGCCGAUAGGAGCCCUUCACACCAGACCUGCACAGCCUUUACCAGAGGGAUUAAAAGAAUUUGCGGAUGGAGCCACGGAUGGACUCAUAGUUUUCACUUUAGGAUCGUUCGUUCCCGUUUCAUCGAUGCCAAAAGAAACGCUCGACACUUUCAUUCGAGUCUUCUCAAAACUUCGCCAGCGGGUGGUAUGGAAAUGGGAGGCAGAUGCACCUUUAAAUAUGCCAUCAAAUAUCAUGAUGGUUAAUUGGCUCCCGCAGCAGGAUCUUCUCGGGCAUAAUAAUACUCGAGUUUUUAUCAGUCACGGAGGGAUGCUGGGCACUCAGGAAGCGGCCUAUCACGGAGUCCCGAUGUUGGGCUUGCCUUUUGGUAACGACCAAAGAGGAAAUAUUGCCAAAGUGAAACGUGGAGGUUGGGGAGUACAACUCGGUUGGGACAAAAUCGACGACCAGAGCUUAACUGAUGCCUUUACGUAUCUCAUUAACGAUCCCAAUGUCCGGGCGAACGCCUCUCGAGUAUCGACCCUGAUGCGCGAUCAAUUAAUGCCGGGAGUAGAUGUUGCCGUGUACUGGAUCGAGUACGUGAUCCGUCACGGAGGCACUAAACAUCUACAGCUGUCCUCCAAAAACAUGCCAUUCUAUCAACGACAUCUCAUUGAUGUCUGCUUAUUCGUAACAUCUGUUCUGUCAAUAAUUCUCUACCUGAUUUUUAUUAUUGGUCGUGCACUAUUCCGUUCCUGUAUAUCGAGUAAAAACGUGAAAACGAAAAAGAAUUGAAAUAGAGUAUUUUAAAGUUGAAGCAAACUUUGAUGCCUGUGUGUCAAAAUAAUAAAACAAAAUCAAAAUUA